GUUUGAAUUGCCGCGUAUUUACAGUCCCGUCAUCGUCAUGAGCGCGACGACGGAAGCGUUGACGCGGAAGUUGGGGGAACUGCAUGAAGAAGUGGCGAGUUUGAAGGCCCGGGUCGUGGAAGCGGUGCGCAUCUUCCAUGGCUCGAGUGCGAAUGCGUCGUCGAGUAUGUCGAUUGACGAAGCGAUGCAGUUUGCGGCCAAGUGGUGUCGACAAGGGGAAGGUCCAAGCGAAGUGCAGAUCCGCAUGCGGGAACUCGAGGCUGUCUUGACCGACACGGUGGCUCACUUGCAGCCAGACACCCCGCACCACGACAACCAGCUAUCCAUCGCCACGAAAGCGCGGUUGCAGACCCAAAUCCAGCAGUCGCACGAGAUGCUGCAGCUGCUGCAUGUCCUUUCCCAACUGGACGUUCUGUUCCAGCACUUUGACGCACAGGUGCACGCGAACGCGUUCGAGGUCGCCGCGGCCGACGUGUCCGCGAUGGACCGUCUCGUCCGCGACUCGCCCUCUUCCCCCGUCAUGGACAUGAUGCGCGUCCAGGCCCGCAUGCGCCAAAACCAACUCCGUUGCUUGUUGGACGCCGAGGUCGACGCCGUGUGUGUGACGAGUCCCAACAAACUCGAGCUGUUUCCUCCGCAGAACCUCUGGGCGUCGCUCCAAGCAGCCAACCGCCUCGCGUUCCAUCUGGAUGCGUUGGCCGCCGCGAUGUUUCGUCACAUCCUGCACCCGCUGGUCGCCGAUCCGACGCUCGUGCCCCAGAUUCAUGCGAAUACGCUCACGUUGCUGUCCAAGCCUCCUUCGACCUCUUCAUCGUCGGCACCACCACUUGUCCCCGCCACCGCUCCAUCUUCAUCAUUGACCGCUGGUUCAUUUGCCAAGGUGCUGCAGCAUGUGCUGUCAGUGUUUCAGUUUAUACAUGCGCAUUGGACCGACCAGUCGUUGCUGGGCAACGUGCUCUGGAACACGCACCUGUCGACGCCGUUGCUCGUGCUCUUUGUGCACAACCUCCCGUCGUCUGUGUCGGACCUGGCCGCGUUCAAAACCACCGUGCAACCUCUGUUGCAUGGCUUUGAUGCGUCCAUGCACACGAUUGGGUGGACGACAGUGUCGGCGUCGACAUUCCUCGACCACUUGGACACGCGGUAUGCGUCCGAGAAGCGGCGCCGCGUGCUCGUAGACGUCCGCCAGUCCAUGCACAAGGACUACAUGGACUCGGUCGUGGCGUCCCUGCCAGCAUCGCACCAUCGCCAGUCCUCGUCGAAAAAAUCUGGCCAAUCACAUGCUCCCAACGACAACGACAACAACAAUCUCCGCGUGUCGCUGUGUGCCUCCAAGCUGUGGUCGCAGAUGGAGGCGUUGCUGGACGAAGCAGCGCAUGAAGACGUGGGACAGGGCGUGGGGAUGGCGCUGGUGCACACAGCCCGCGACGCCGUCUCUCUGUUCCGCAUGGGCAUGGCGAGUUUGGUCAAGGAAGCACUCGAGCACGAUCCCCGCGUCGUGAUGCUCGUGCACAACGACUGCCUCUUCCUCACACAUCACAUGCUGCCCGCCGUGUACCGCCGCAAGGCCGGCCUGCCCCCCGGCGUUAGCCUCAUCGACCUCGUCCCGCCCCUGCGUGAGUUUGGGGAGCACGUUGUCAUGCAUUUUGCCAAAACACAUACCCACAAGAUGCUCCAGUCCCUUGAAACAUCCCCGCCAUGGACCGACGUACACGAAGACGGGGCGUUCAACCAAGCCGAAACGUGCUUGAAGGUGGUGCUGUUCCAGCUGCAACGCAUCGCGCAGCAGUGGAAGGAUGGCGGUCUGCACGCGUACGCGGCGGUGGUCGGGCGCAUGCUGGCGCCGCUGCUCAACCACCUCCUCACGUCGCUCCUCUCGACGCCGCCGACACUCAAGGCCGUGCACAGCGUCCACCAUCUCUUCCAGCUCUAUCUCGACGCCGCCUCCGACUUGUUUGAAACGGCCGCCCUCGCAGAACUCCACGUCCACAACUGGACCAAGUUUGCCCUUGUCACGCACAUGAUGGAGGAUACCGUGGUGGGCGUGCAAGACAAGUGGGUCACCGGCGUGUUGAAACCAGUGGGGGCGGCGGAUGUAGCCACCUUUCUCAAACUCGUGUUCCCAGAGUCCCCGCAACGCCACCAUGCACUCAGUAUUGUCCUUCGCAAAUAACGACGGUGUUCCAUGACUAGUAGUACUACUGUAGUAGUACUAGUGCAGGGACGAAAACAAAUUGAUCGUUACGAGUACACGA
This is a messenger RNA of Aphanomyces astaci, 2255 nucleotides long. RefSeq lists its product as hypothetical. The coding region runs from base 38 to 2173 and encodes 711 amino acids. Gene Ontology annotation, biological process: endoplasmic reticulum to Golgi vesicle-mediated transport; mitotic spindle assembly checkpoint signaling. NCBI's taxonomy places the organism in Eukaryota, Oomycota, Saprolegniomycetes, Saprolegniales, Verrucalvaceae. The transcript is spliced from 9 exons. Gene Ontology annotation, cellular component: RZZ complex. The record is from RefSeq and is a predicted model, not a curated record.